AGUUGGGAAGACGUCACUGAUUAUGUCUCUAGUCAGUGAAGAAUUCCCAGAAGAGGUUCCUCCCCGGGCAGAAGAAAUCACCAUUCCAGCUGAUGUUACCCCUGAGAGAGUUCCAACGCACAUUGUAGAUUACUCAGAAGCAGAACAGAGUGAUGAACAGCUUCAUCAAGAAAUAUCACAGGCUAAUGUCAUCUGCAUAGUUUAUGCUGUUAACAACAAGCAUUCCAUUGAUAAGGUAACAAGUCGAUGGAUUCCUCUCAUAAAUGAAAGAACAGACAAAGACAGCAGGCUGCCUUUGAUACUGGUUGGCAACAAAUCUGACCUGGUGGAAUAUAGCAGUAUGGAGACCAUCCUUCCUAUUAUGAACCAAUACACAGAAAUAGAAACCUGUGUGGAGUGUUCAGCAAAAAACCUGAAGAACAUAUCAGAGCUCUUCUAUUAUGCACAGAAAGCAGUUCUUCAUCCUACAGGGCCCCUGUACUGCCCAGAGGAGAAAGAGAUGAAACCAGCCUGUAUAAAAGCCCUUACUCGUAUAUUCAAAAUAUCCGAUCAAGAUAAUGAUGGUACACUCAAUGAUGCUGAACUCAACUUCUUUCAGAGAAUUUGUUUCAACACUCCCUUAGCCCCUCAAGCUCUGGAAGAUGUCAAAAAUGUGGUCAGAAAACAUAUAAGUGAUGGUGUGGCUGACAGUGGAUUGACGCUGAAAGGUUUUCUUUUUUUACACACACUUUUUAUUCAGAGAGGGAGACAUGAAACUACUUGGACUGUGCUUCGACGAUUUGGUUAUGAUGACGAUCUGGAUUUGACACCUGAAUAUUUAUUCCCCUUGCUAAAAAUACCUCCUGAUUGCACUACUGAAUUAAAUCAUCACGCAUAUUUGUUUCUCCAAAGUACUUUUGAUAAGCAUGAUUUGGAUAGAGACUGUGCUUUGUCACCUGAUGAGCUUAAAGAUUUGUUUAAAGUUUUCCCUUACAUACCUUGGGGGCCAGAUGUGAAUAACACAGUUUGUACAAAUGAAAAAGGCUGGAUAACCUACCAGGGAUUCCUUUCCCAGUGGACGCUCACAACCUAUUUAGAUGUACAGCGGUGCCUGGAGUAUUUGGGUUAUCUAGGUUAUUCAAUAUUGACUGAACAAGAAUCUCAGGCUUCAGCCAUCACAGUAACAAGAGAUAAAAAGAUAGACCUUCAGAAAAAGCAAACUCAAAGAAACGUGUUCCGAUGUAAUGUAAUUGGGAUGAAAAACUGUGGGAAAAGUGGAGUUCUUCAGGCUCUUCUUGGAAGAAACUUAAUGAGGCAGAAGAAAAUUCGCGAUGAUCAUAAAUCAUACUAUGCAAUUAACACUGUUUAUGUCUAUGGACAAGAGAAAUAUUUGUUGUUGCAUGAUAUCUCAGAAUCUGAAUUUUUGACUGAGGCUGAGAUCCUUUGUGAUGUUGUGUGCCUGGUAUAUGAUGUCAGUAACCCUAAAUCCUUUGAAUACUGUGCCAGGAUUUUUAAGCAACACUUUAUGGACAGCAGAAUACCUUGCUUAAUCGUAGCUGCAAAGUCAGACCUGCAUGAAGUUAAACAAGAGUAUAGUAUUUCACCUACUGAUUUCUGCAGGAAACACAAAAUGCCUCCACCACAAGCCUUCACUUGCAAUACUGCUGAUGCACCCAGUAAAGAUAUCUUUGUUAAAUUGACAACGAUGGCCAUGUACCCAGAGGAUCAUUACAAAGACAGACUCUACCGAGACAUGGGCAACACUGAUAGAAUAGAGAAUUUGAGAAAAAUCUGGGUCUUUCUAAAAACUGCUUUCCAUGCCCGGUUACGCUGUAUGUGCACCUGCAACAGGUGUACCUUUUGCAUCUGUCAGAGCUUCCUCAACUCAGACUUGCUGCAAUCUGUAAAGAACAAAAUCUUCACUGCAGUUCUUAACAGUUUUAGUUCUGCCCUUUAGAACAACAUACGACUAUUCUACUCCCUCUUCAACAUAGCAAUCCUUCAGACAUUUGAAGACGGCCAUCAUGUCUCCCCUAAUUUUCUCUUCUCCAGGUAGAACAUCCCCAUUUCUUUCAGCUGUUUCUUAACUUACUCGGUUUAGUGACCUCAUCAUUUCUCGUUUUCCUCAUCUGAAAGCCCCUUAGGUGUUCAGAGUACCUCUUUACAAGUGCCCCUGAGAAUGGAGAAUGGUGCUUCAAGUGUAAUCUGACUUUGCAUAACGGUGGGCAGUCAUGUUCCACAGUUAGGACAGCACCUGUCUACUGCAUGAACUCACUGUGUAGAAGCCCCAACCCACUGUGGAUGUGUAUUAAUCUUGGGGUUAAUUGAAAUCAGAUUUUUUUCAUGUGAAGUGUUAUUAAAGCAGUGUACCCUCCUCUCUAAUUGUCUUUGACAUUUUUAGUUGACUCUCUGAAUCUAACUGCAGAUACAUAUAUAUCUCUAUUAAAUGUCAUAUUCUUUUCGGUCCAUUUGUUCUAGCUCAGUCAUUUCAGACAUUGUUUCUGUCAUUUGUCCCAUUAUAUAUCUUUCUCAGCAUUGUGUUAUUUGCAAAUUUGGUAGCUAUGUUUUUUAUCUUUCAAGUUAGUGAUAAAAAGUAAUGUUAAAUACCAAGCGAUUAGAGAGUGAGGUCGCUCAAGCAAGCAAACCCUUUAGUGCUCUACUAGAGAACUCUUUUCCCAGUGACACAGAUUCAGAAUUUUGGGGGAAAGAUUAUUCUGCCAGUUAAAAAUAUUUCAUUAUCCAGCCCAUGUUUUACCUUGUUAUCUUACAGGAAAUUUCAUGGAGAGCUCUUUUGAAAUCGUUACAAUUUCUACCACAUUCCUCUGAUCAACCAAUGUGUUAAUUUUAUAUAAGUAGAAAGUGACAUCUACUUGGUGUCUUAUUCUUGAUGAACUUACCCUGGCUCCUAAUAAUUGCUGAUCAUAAACCAUCUGUUUCCUUCUAGAAGUUCUCGAUUGUACAUAAUUGCAGAUUGAUUUGUUGUCUGCAUCUUCAGUGACAAUUUUAGUUUUAGGUUGGUUUAGUCAGCUUCCCAGUGAAAGAGGUUGGGUGUGCAUUAAUGGAUGAGAUUGCUUAUCAUAAAUUCUCUGUAUAGUGAUCCUUGAAGAACAAUCAGUACAUUUUAUCAUGCCUACUUAUAAACUAGAAAUAAUUUAAUGGUAAUGUCAGCAUACAUCACUGACAUGUGGUAAUCAAGAAGGGAAAGAUUGAAAAAGACGAGGAGGGGAACCCAUGUACUUUUCAAAGAACUCCUUCCUCUUCCCUGGUAGGUAUUUCACUAAUUUAUUUUCUAGAAGUCCAGUGGAAAUUUAUGAGUUCCAUAUUGAAUUUUCUAAUUCACAAAAGGAUUGUUAGAUGCAGGUAGGCGAGGGUGGAAGCCAAAAAUGGAAAUGCCUACAGGGCCUGGAUGGAUAAUAUUAAUGAAAGAAGGUGGCCAAGGAGAAGUAAGAGGUGGGGACAAUGACAGGUCCUGUCUGAAAGAGGCAGCCGUGUCUCAGCUCCAGCUAUUGGUCGUUGUCCAAGUGUGGUAUUGCCAGGACUUCCGAUUCUCUGACAUCAGAUGUCAGGAUUUUUAUGUGAAAAUUUCUGCUAUUUAAAUGAAAGCAAUGAAAUUUUAAAAAUUCAAAGUAUUAAUCAGAACAAAGAAAACAUGUUUAUAGGCCACCAGUUUGUAACUUCAGUCUUAAGACAUAGCCUAGAGUUGUGAAAAUGCAGACCAAAAAAAAAAAGUACACCUAAGGAAUGAAAAUUUCUUUUACAAACACCCCCCACAUACAGUUUUACUCCUUUCUCUUUAAAAACUUGAAAAAGUAAUCUCAUUGGUGGAGUGAGAAUGGAACCACUUUCUUCACCAUUGGUUUGCUGUGCCAGGUAUAUCUUAAUAUUACAUAAAUGGAAAAAGAUUUAGUAAUUGAGUAAAAGUCAUACAAGGAUUUUUUACUUUUCAUUCAAUAGGGAGGAUUUCUUACUCAAUAAGCCUUAGGUCUUUGGUUUUAGAAAUCUUCUGUGCCUAGCAUUUGGUUUAGAAGUGUAAAUGAGCAAUUUAAAAUUUUUCCUUUAAGCCAAAAAUUUUGUUAAAUGUCUGCAAAGAAAUUAAUAAACAAAUAUUGGUAUAUGCAUGCUGUUCUCAAGUUAGUACAUUGUUUUAAUGUGCUCAUAAAAAUGUUGAUCACCAAACUAGAAAUUACUUCCAGAUAAUAUGUGUUUGGGCCCACAUCCUCCCCUUAUGUCAUUCUCCCACCACUUUGAUUUAUUCAUUCAAGUACUUAAAUACCUGCGUUAGAUAGGAUCCUGCUGUGAGCUGGGGUGAAAUUUCAUACAAAUAUGAAAAUCUAGACAUGUAUUUAAAUACCUUUCUAAAUAUUAUGUUAAAAUUUUUUAAACUUUGAUUAUAUUUUCAGUGACCUUAGUGCCUUAUGCUAACAAAACCUGAUCUGAGAGGAUCUAUGUCAAAUUAAUUAAUUUACACUUAGGCAGUUUCAACAGUUCCAAGAUUUCUGAAAUUGUCCAUGUUUCCCCUGUCUUUGACCAGAAAAAAUUGUCUUUUUUUGUUUUUGUUUUUAGCUAAUUGACCAUCAUGACAUAUUUCAAGUAGAAAGUAGUAAUAAAAAUUUUUUUUCUUUCAACUUUAAUUGAAUGAAUAUUGGUUUCAACAUGUAUGAGAAGUGUUUUAACUACAUAUCUGACGUAUGACUUUGUUCUUUAGUAAUUAUGGUCUCAGCCUUUAGAUCUGGAUAGGUUUAUGUUUUUCUUGAGAACAAUUUAUGAAUAGCUGGAAUUAUUUGAAUUUAAAUACAUUUGGAGGGUGAUUCAUAUGUGGCCAGAUGAUUUCAGUCUUUGGCAAUGCUUUCAUUUCAAUCCAUGCAAAUCACGUUAUUGGAGAAAAAUACCUUGUGAUUAUAUUUUAGUUAUAAAUACCUCUUAAAUCUAAAGGUGUUAAAAUGAACUCUGUAGGAAUGGUCUUGCUUGUUGGUUUGAACUCUCCAGGGUUUUAGUCUAUUAAGCAUUUAUUGUUCUAAUUUCAGCACACUUUGCUUUGCAUGAGGAUGUUGCUCUACUCUAGUGUUCAGUGUACUCUAGUGUGCAGUGUAGUCUAGUGUGCAGUGUAGUCUAGUGUACCAGUGUACUCUAAGUGUACCAGUGUACUCUAGGUGCACCAGUGUACUCUUAAGUGCACCAGUGUGCUCUAGUGUGCAGUGUACUCUAGUGUACCAGUGUGCUCUAGUGUGCAGUGUACCAGUGUACUCUAGUGCACCAGUGUACUCUAAAGUGCACCAGUGUGCUCUAAUAUGCAGUGUACCAGUGUGCUCUAGUGUGCGGUGUACUCUAAGUGCACCAGUGUGCUCUAGUGUGCAGUGUACUCUAAGUGCAGCUCUAGUGUGCAGUGUACUCUAAGUGCACCAGUGUACUCUAGUGUGCCAGUGUACUCUAGUGUGCCAGUGUACUGUAAAUGUACCAGUGUACUCUAAGUGCACCAGUGUACUCUAGUGUGCCAGUGUACUCUAGUGUGCCAGUGUACUGUAAAUGUACCAGUGUACUCUAAGUGUACCAGUGUACUCCAAAUGUACCAGUGUACUCUAGUGUGCCAGUGUACUCUAGUGCACUAGUGUACUCUAAGUGCACCAGUGUACUCUAGCCAGCACUUUAGUUUGUCCCUUCCUUUAGAUGUUCACUUUGACUUGUUUGUCUGUGCCAUCUAGUCAUUUUUUAACUCUUCUUGAUCCUUUUCCCAGCUGUGUUUCAGUGUAUAGUCCUCCCAUUUUUCCUAACCUGUAGCUUAAUCAUAUUGUUUAUUUUACAAUUUAUCGUUUUGGUAUAGUUUUCUUUGAUACAUAUUUUGGUUCUCUUAUUUCUUUGUAUUAUGUGUUUAUUAUUUGAUUAUUUGUUCCUAUUACUUCCUAAGUUUGGUAACAGUAUUUUACUUUAGCAACAAAGUGUGUUGCUCCACACUGAGUAUGAUGGACAGUCAUACCCAUGUAUUUUUUUACUCUGCUUUUUAAUGUAUUUUUAAAAAUUGGAUCCAUGAGACAUUUAUUUUAAUCCAUUCAUUAAUGACUUACUUCAUUUGCCCUUAUUACUUUACUAAUCACCUAAGCUCUUCCACAUUGCUUAAAGUCAUGUUACUUAAUAUAGGAACUCUAUUUUUGAAGAAAGGUGUUUUACAGUUGUCACACCAGAAUGACCUGCCUUUCACAGGAUCGCCUUAUAAAGAGGAUGAUUUCCUAGAAAUCUUAAUGUUACAGAGAUUCCAUCGGGAACAUAAGAGUCCAUAAGAUACUAUGUUACAGUAAAAUACUGUAUUUUAAGGAAGUGCAUCCUGUGUUUUAAUUUCAUAUGAAACUUUUAUAUUUAUAUGAAAGGUCCUUACAAGGCUUUUCUUUGAAUUUGAAUACAUAUACAUGGUCAUACCUUUAAAAUUGCACCAGAGUUGUGUUAUAGAUUCUUGUGAAGUAAGUUGCUGCUGUUUAUAGUUUUAAAAUUUUUUGCCAUUUGAUUAGUAUUUUGAAGGACACCACAGAGUGGAGUUUGCUUAUUCCGACCUUGAUCAGUAGUUAACAUAUAAACUUUAUUUAUUUCCCAUGUAUCUACAGUCAUCUGUGAAUUUUUAUUCCUCUAAUGCUUGGUGAAGCAUUUCUUGACAUUGCACACCUGUGUCCUUUUCCUAAGUUUGUUACUGUUUAGGCAUGCUCAGUUAACAGCUUUCUUAUGAUCUGUGUUGCAGUUCAUCUUUGUUGAACACUAUUCUUAACCUAUUUUGAGAAAUAUUAAAAUAUUUCAUACCUACUAGGUAUGAAUUGUUCAACUAGGAGAAGUGUCAUUAUUAAAAUUAUAAUUAACAGUAAUGGCAUUAUUAUUAGAGAUAAAUAUAAAAAACUACUUCACCAGGAAGAAACAUAAAACAGGGAGGAGAGGAAUAAAAGCAGGGAGAUCCAGAGACAUUUUUGUUUUAAAGUUGAAAAACAAAAGAUUUAACUAUAGUUUCGAUGACCUCAGUGUAAUUUUCAGUUUGAGAUUGCAGAUAGGAAAAAGCUAUGUAUGAUAUCUGUGAACCCUAGUUAACUUUAGGUUACAUGCAUUACAGUUGCAUAGACUGUUUCAGAGUAUUAACUUAAAAAUGCAUACCUGAGAUACAUGUAUGGGAAGAAUUAUAAAACUAGGAAACCAUUCAUUUUUAGUGCCUUUGCACACCUCGGAGUUGUGUUUGGGAAGGGUGAAGUGGUGAGAUAGAAGAAUAAAAAAUAGGAAGUUCAAAUUUAUUUCUGAGAAGUUGUAUGGGAGGACUGAUAAAAGUGACUGGGCGGUACUCUUCCACAGUCUCCUAGCUUCACUGCUUUUGAGUAUGUACUAUUGAGCUUUUCUUUCCUCUGCAUAAUAGCCUGCAGUCUAAGGCUAGAUUAGUUGAUAGCUGGACCUUUCUGAAUUCUCCUCUUGCCUCAGAUUCUAAUUUUUGCAGACAUUUAGGUCUCUGCAGUACAGGUAUACCUUAUUUUAUUGUGCUGUGCUUUAUUGUGCUUCAAAGAUACUGUGGUUUUUACAAAUUGAAGGCUUGUGGUAACUGCAUUUUCAGAUGAUCGUUAGCAUUUUUUUAGCGAUAUUUAUAGUAUUUUUAAAUUAAGUAUGUGUAUGGUUGUUUUUUUAGUGAUAAUGCUAUUGCACACUUAAUAGACUACAGUAUAGCAGAGACAUAAUUUUCUAUGCACUGGGAAACCAAACAGUUGAUCUGACUCACUUUAUUGCAAUACUCAGUUUAUUACAGUGUUCUGGAACUGAACUCAUAAUAUCUCUGAGGUAUGCCUGUAUAGUUUUUAUACCUCAUAUAUAAAGUCUUGUAACACAUUAUAGAGAACAAAAUUAAAAAUACCUAUUUGGGAAUAGCUGGAAUAGGUUUAGUUCCAUUGAGCCCUUUAUAAAGGAUUUGAUUAUUUUAUGAUUCUGAACAUUGCAAUUGAUAACAUUCCCUUUAUUAUUGGUUAAAUACACUGAACCCCAUAAAGAUUUUAGUUAAUAUUCUUAUAUUUAUUGUAAAUUGCAGAGUUAAUCAGAGCAUGUUGUAUGCCUUCUUUAAGGCAUUCUUUGUAAAGGUACAUAGCAAUUUUGGUCUGUUACACACCUUCUGCGACCUUCACACAGGUUUUAAUUUACCUCUUUAUUGCCUGAAUUUUGGAAACAUUUCCUUCUUUCUGCUUUAUUAAGUAGCAGCCUUAAUAAUACCCAGGUCCAAACUUGUUGGUUUGCUUCCACACUUGGGUCAAAGAGCGCUUGUUAUCUGACUGAUGUAUGGGCCCAGAGCACUUUUAAGCCAGAAAGCCAGCAUUCAGGACACAGGGAUUCUCUGCCUAAGAACUCAAAAGCUGUAGCAAGCUUCAUACAAUUAAUUAAGGUUAUAUUUUACCACUUAGUCAUUAUUUCUUACGUUGUGAAAAGAGAUACUGCUGAACCUAAAUUAUUUUAUUCCACAUACAAUAGAGAAAUGUGUGAUUCUGGUAUAUCAAUAGAUUGGAAAAAAAGAACUUUUUUACACACACACACACACAUUUUUGACCCUGUAAUUUUCAUUUUGGGGAAGUCUGUGUUAAGGAAACCUUUAAAUGUAGUGAAAAAUCUUAUGUAAAAUAGCGUUUAUCACUUAAGUUACAGAUAUCUGUAAAUGGAGAUAACCGCCAAUAAAAAUAUAAUGCAUCUAUUUAAAAGGAUGUUUCUAUAAUUCAUGGAAAAGACCUUAUGUAAUAUAUUUAAAGGAUAUAAAAUAUAUAAAUUAUAUGCAUUGUGCUUGCAGCUAUGUAAGAAAUACAUUUUAAAAAGUCUAAAAGGAAAUACCACAAAUUUCAUUUAGUUGCCUUAGGUGACUCUAAGUGAUUUUUUUCCUUCCUACUUUCAUUUUCUCAUAUAAUGUGCUUAUAUUACUUUUUUAAUAGCCAGAAAAACUUAAGAAAAAAUAUACAAUAAGACAUUAUAAUUUAUUCCAAGAUAUUUUAUAUGAGUCAUUUGGAAAGAAUUGUGGAAGAAUUGCUUUUUGCUUGAGUUUAGACAUGAAUUAGGGAGCAGCUUUUUGAAACUAUUACUCUGCUUCUGCUUGAGACCUGAAAUGACAAGCAUGGCUCAGUUCUUCACACUUAUGGGGUACAAUUAAGAUCACACUCUUGUCUAUUCAGGUGUUGUUAGGCAGACAAUGCAAAUGUUCCUUCCAUUAUAAAUGUGUUUUCCUUAUAAAUAGAGCCUGGUUAAUGUAGCUUUUAAAUGCAUAUGGUAAAAGUGUAAAAUAAUUCUCUAAGUAGCUUUCUGUCUAAAAAGUAGUUUUCCAUGUCUAAAAGUAUCUUAAACAUCUACUGUAACAUCAGUGGAGUCAUUGAAAUAUACUUUAUGAGUUAAUGGUGGCCUUGAGAUUUAAACUAGCUGUAUAUUGAGCAUGUAUCUAUAUUGUUUCUCAUCUAUAAAUAUGAAGCACUGUUUUGCCUAUUGAAGGCUGUACUAUAGCUUAGGGAAAAGUAAUAAUUACUGUCUGGAAAUGCAAAAGAAAGCUAAGCAAUAAAGUCAGGCAGAAUAUAUUAUUUCAUGAAUGGUACUACUUCUCAAAAUACAACAAAAGGAGAGGCUUCCCCAGUGGUUGGUUCAGUGGUUAAGACUCCCUUGCUUCUACUGCAGGGGUUGUGGGUUUGAUCCCUGGAUGGAGAACUAAGAUCCCGCAUGCCACACAGUGUAGAAAAAAAAAAAAGCCACACAACCACAGCAAUAGCAAAGGGAGUUAGCUGUGCUAACAGAUUCCAUACUUGAAGCAUAUUUAUGGGAAACUAUUUUCACUGAUUUUAAUGUCACUAUAGCUAACAUUAAUCCUAACCCCGUUUUACACUUACUUUAUAAUUAAGUGUAAAAAAAAAAUUAAGUGUAAAAAUAUUUUCUGUUAGUGAAGACGCAUGAAAAUCAGAGAGACCGAAGCCGAAGCAGAACUCUGAUGCUCUUUGAGCCCAUGUUCUCACUUUCAGUCCUCUGCGUCUCUGCUGACUUGGAGUUGUAAACUUUGAAACUCUCGUCAUAGGACCAUGACAGUCAGAGUUUGGGAUGUUUUACUCUUUUUUUUUUUUUUUUU
Messenger RNA from Cervus elaphus (red deer), 10063 nucleotides. RefSeq names its product ras homolog family member T1 (gene RHOT1). Gene Ontology annotation, molecular function: protein kinase binding; GTP binding; calcium ion binding. The coding region runs from base 23 to 1936 and encodes 637 amino acids. NCBI's taxonomy places the organism in Eukaryota, Metazoa, Chordata, Mammalia, Artiodactyla, Cervidae. Gene Ontology annotation, cellular component: cell projection; plasma membrane; cell cortex. Gene Ontology annotation, biological process: actin filament organization; cortical cytoskeleton organization; regulation of cell shape. The transcript has 20 exons. The record is from RefSeq and is a predicted model, not a curated record.